Messenger RNA from Lepus europaeus (European hare), 3469 nucleotides. RefSeq names its product chondroitin sulfate N-acetylgalactosaminyltransferase 1 (gene CSGALNACT1). The record is from RefSeq and is a predicted model, not a curated record. The transcript is spliced from 9 exons. The coding region runs from base 441 to 1967 and encodes 508 amino acids. NCBI's taxonomy places the organism in Eukaryota, Metazoa, Chordata, Mammalia, Lagomorpha, Leporidae. Gene Ontology annotation, molecular function: glucuronosyl-N-acetylgalactosaminyl-proteoglycan 4-beta-N-acetylgalactosaminyltransferase activity. Gene Ontology annotation, cellular component: Golgi cisterna membrane.
CGGCAGCCGCGCAGGAGGGAAAGUUCGGCAGCGGCGGCAGCAGCGGCAGCAGCAGCGGCGGCGGCGGACAGCCCGCGGGGCGCCUCGGGAUUCUGUUCCCAGUCCAGGGGCCACGGUGGUUGUCACUCGGAAGCAUGGAGGAGCUCUAGUCUCUCCUCUUUUUCUAGUACUUCCAGGUGCUCCCCUGUCUGCUGCUCGUCAGGACUGGGCGGGGAAUACAGGUGUGCAGGCACAGGCUUCAUUUACUGCGCCGCCGCAGCCGCCGCCUGGAGGAGCAUCCUUCCGAAGGGAGACAGCUGUCCUGGGGCGUGGUGCACUGCAAGGCCCAGAGCCGUUCCCGAAGGACAUGGAUGGAGGCCGCGCACGGCAGCUCCAGCACCUGCUCCCCAAGGCCUAGCGCCGGCGGGCCUGCAGCGGGCGGAUAUGCCUCCUGAGUGACGAUGGUCCGCAGGGGGCUGCUGGCGUGGGUGUCCCGGCUGGUGCUGCUCCUGGUGUUGCUGAGCUGCGCACUGUCCGUGCUCUACAUGCUGGCCUGCACCCCAAAGGCUGACGACGCACAGCGGGGGCUGCCCAGGGCCAAUGGCCCCACCGGCAAGGAGGGCUACCAGGCAGCGCUGCAGGAGUGGGAGGAGCAGCACCGUGAUUAUGUGAGCAGCCUCAAGCGGCAGAUCGCCCAGCUCAAGGAGGAGCUGCAGGGCCGCGCCGCAGAGCCGCCACGCCCGGACCUGCUGGCCUUCCUGCGUGCACAGGUGGACAGGGCUGAGGUGCACGCGGGUGUCAAGCUGGCCACCGAGUAUGCCGCUGUGCCUUUCGACAGCUUCACCCUGCAGAAGGUGUACCAGCUGGAGACCGGCCUGACGCGCCACCCCGAGGAGAAGCCGGUGCGCAAGGACAAGCGGGACGAGCUGGUGGAAGCCAUAGAGGCGGCGGUGGAGACCCUCAACAGCCCCGCCGAGAGCGGCCCCGGCCGGCGUGCCUACACGGCCCAGGACUUCGUGGAAGGAAUCUACCGGACAGAGCGGGACAAAGGCACGCUGUACGAGCUCACCUUCAGAGGGGACCACAAGCACGAGUUUCGGCGCCUCGUCCUCUUCCGCCCCUUCGGCCCAAUCCUGAAGGUGAAGAAGGAGAGGCUGGACAUGGCACACACACUCAUCAACGUCAUCGUGCCGCUGGCGAGGAGGGCCGACAAGUUCCGGCAGUUCAUGCAGAACUUCAGAGAGAUGUGCAUUCAGCAGGAUGGGCGGAUUCAUCUCACCGUCGUUUACUUUGGGAAGGAAGAAAUGAAUGAAGUCAAAGGAAUACUCGAGAACACUUCCAAAGCUGCCAACUUCAGGAACUUCACCUUCAUCCAGCUGAACGGGGAGUUCUCCCGGGGCAAGGGCCUGGACGUGGGAGCCCGCUUCUGGAAGGGGAGCAACGUCCUGCUGUUCUUCUGCGACGUCGACAUCUACUUCACGUCGGAGUUUCUCAACACGUGCAGGCUGAACACGCAGCCAGGCAAGAAGGUGUUUUACCCAGUCCUGUUCAGCCAGUACAACCCUGGCAUCAUCUACGGCCAUCACGACGCGGUUCCUCCCUUGGAACAGCAGCUGGUCAUCAAAAAGGAGACUGGAUUUUGGAGAGACUUCGGGUUUGGGAUGACCUGUCAGUACCGGUCAGACUUCAUCAACAUAGGUGGCUUCGACCUGGACAUCAAGGGCUGGGGCGGCGAGGACGUGCACCUGUACCGCAAGUACCUGCACAGCAACCUCAUCGUGGUGCGGACGCCCGUGCGUGGGCUCUUCCACCUCUGGCACGAGAAGCGCUGCGUGGACGAGCUGACCCCGGAGCAGUACAAGAUGUGCAUGCAGUCCAAGGCCAUGAACGAGGCGUCCCACGGGCAGCUGGGCAUGCUGGUCUUCAGGCACGAGAUCGAGGCCCACCUGCGCAAGCAGAAACACAAGACGGGCAGCAAGAAGACUUGAGCAAGGUUUUCUGCUGCUUUCUCCUUCCUGCGAAUUCUUCCCGGCGUGGCUUGCAGCCAGGAAGGGACUUCACGGAGGCGACAGAGGCCAGGAGGAGAGAGCCUCCGAUUUCUCAGUGCCUGCUGGGCUGCGUGCGACGGGAACCAAAGCUCCGCCCUGCCGGCCCCAGGAGCCCAGAUGCCGCACGCCAGGCACCUGACAGGCACACUGCAGGAUGACGCGGGGGUCGCCAUGGUGUUGACGACAAGAGAGCGGAUUGCUGCGGUCGCUGACAUACUCAGGGGGAGGGCCAGUUGUGCAGAGGGCCCAUGAGGGCGGAAGGCAAGCAAGCGGGGCCGGGGUUUGCAGGGGUCCUACCAGGUCACAAAGCAGCCGCGGAGACGCCCUCGGCGCGGUCCCCGUGAGGACCACGAAAGAGGCCACGGGUGUUGUGUCCUUGCCACGCCGAGAUGAGCCAACCCGAAGCCAUCUCGCUCCUCUUCUCAGCUGUUAACCGCCUCCUUUCGUUUAUUUUAAAAUGCACUUUUUGUUUCUUUUUCGCUUGUGAGUUAUAGCUGCUUAUUUAAUUGCCAAUUUGCAGACCUUAACCAAGAGAGCACCUGUUAGCAUCCGCUUUAUGUCGCGUAAGAAGGUGCAGGUGCGUUGCUGGGAUUCCUGUUUUGGAGCAUCAGAUGGACACCACAGCUGAGCCCCCACAGGCGUCCCUGGGUGUCAGAGCCCUGGGCGCGAGGAAAGCUUGGUGUAGGGAGGGAGAGAGAUAGAGAGAGGGAGAGAGAGAGACCCUUUAUCAGAAGGGCAUCUCAGAGGAGGCGCACGGGGACACUGGAGUGGAGACGCAGAAGGAGACGCCCUCACACUGGCCGCAUUUUGAUCUUGAGAAAUCAGAAAACACACGCUCUCCCCCAGGAGAGAUGGGGACCCGUUUCUUACCUGUUUAAAUAAACCAAAGUGUAUAUGAGAACCAAACAAGCUCUUUUUUCAAAGCAGGGUGCUCUUCUUGGCUUCCGGCUUCCACAAGAGGAAAUGCAGGAGAAAAUAUAUUUUGUGGAAGAUCCAUCUGCCUGCCAGAGGCCAGCCGGAUGGGCAUUUUUGCUACCUGUUCACCCACCCCGAGCUCGGUGGAAGUAACUUUACCUAUUUUUUAAAAUGAAGCCGUUCAAUUCAAUCACCAAGACGCUUCAGAUAACUGCAUUUUAUUACAGUCUGAAAGUAUUUUUGAAAAUAAAUAUGGUUAACAUUGAGUGGUUUCCACAUUCAUGUGAAAAUUAUUUAUUUAUUAGCCAGCACCAGAUGCAUGAGCUAAUUAUCUCUCGCGUCCUUGCCUUCUGUUUGCUAACAGAAAACUCCCUGUUUCAAAGCUUCGAGAACAUGCAAGCUGUUGAUGUGGGGGAUGGGUAGGGGAGAAAGGCAUUGUAUUGAUUUGUGCCGGUAGUUCAUAAGAUUUCAUUAAAACCCAAGACAUGGAUGCAAGGUGGCAUUGCAGAGCUAAUAAAAUAUGAGUU